AUGGAGCAAUUUGAACAGCUUUUAACGUGUUGCGUGUGUCUGGACAGAUACCGCAAUCCGAAGCUGCUACCAUGUCAGCACUCGUUCUGCAUGGAACCGUGCAUGGACGGUCUCAUCGAUUACGUCAAGCGACAGGUAAAAUGCCCGGAAUGUCGUGCGGAGCAUCGCAUCCCCUACCAGGGGGUGCAGGGGUUUCCGACCAACGUAACGCUGCAACGGUUUCUGGAGCUUCACAUCGAGAUCACCGGCGAACUGCCCGAUCCAACAUCUGGUCAGGUGAUGGAACGUUGCAACGUUUGCUCGGAGAAGGCGUACUGCACCCAGUGCGUUCACUGCGACAAGAAGAUCUGUCCGGACUGUAAGAGCGCCCACAUGGACAUACUUCGGCGUGAAAUCAAUCGUAUCAACAAUCAAAUCCGACGUGGUCUUCAUCGCCUGAAGGAGGUUCUCGCUGUGGUAGAAAAGAACGCACAGAACUUGCAGAAUAAUUGCGGCAGUGUGUCGGAGGAAAUCGACGAAAUCUAUCGCCGAUUGCAGAAGGCACUCAAGGACCGCACCGAUCAUCUACGCGGCGAAAUGGAUAAAUACCUAUCGACGGAGCUAAAGAACGUACUGACGAUGAAGGAAAAUCUGGAACUGGAAAUUGGAAAUAUUCAAAGCAACUCUGACUUAGCCGAGAAGUACAUGAACGAGGGUUCGGUUGAGUGGGAUGACUGCGAGUUAAUGGACACGAAGGAGAUCUUUUUGCGAACGGUUGAUUUCAUAAGGAACUUCGAUUGUGAAACGAUGGAUUACAGCCGGAAGGUGCGUUUCAUCAUGAACAUCGAUCCGAACAAGCUGAUCAUGGAGGUGUCGUCUUACGGUGACUUAAAACUGCCAUCGGAUAUGGUUGGAACCAGCCAAAGCCAGAGCAUGCUGCUGCAGCCACCCCCUGGGCCGGGAUUGAUGCGUUCAAAGAGUGAUCACCGAUUGGCCGCUCAAUUCCGACAACAGGAGGCGCAAGGUUGGAAUGCUGACGAUGAACCAUUGCUUGGUGGACGUCGUUUCGGAGAACGGCCGGUAAAAGCCGCACCGGAGAAAGAGAAGUACGGAAAUGAAUCUCGGUAUGGUCGUGGAAACGAUUAUGACUAUGACGAUGAACCCGCCAGCAGGUCAACCAAGGGCCGUUUCCGGUCAAGGUUUGCACGCAGCCAUCAGUUGGACAAUGAUUCGGAUAAUGAAUCAAAGCAGGUACGUUUCAACGAGAAGGAAGAGAAGACCAACAAGGUGGCCAGCACGGAGGAUGUCGCCAAAGGACCGCUCAGUGGAAUCUUCCGUCUAAUGGAUUCGCCUCGUGUGAUGAAGCGGCUUCAGGAUACGGAAAAAGGUAAAGUGAAGAAGGCAACUCCGGUGACGACUCCAACCGUGCCUAAACCAUCGCCAUUAACUGUUGCCAAGCCGAAAGUAACCACGGCCAGACAGCUAUCCGAGGACGACGAGAUUGCAAAAAUCAAACGGCAAAACAAGGGGGCUUCGACCAGUGCAACAACGACGACCACAACCCCUUCUUCGCCGGUAGCGACGGAACCCGAGCGUCCUGCUGCAGAACGCGUGUCCGCCCUGAAGGCUCGUGUAAACUCGGCGCAAGCCGCAGCGAACAGCGACGACAGUGACAGCACACCAAGCUCACCGGUUCGUCGGUCAUCCCCGCAUGUCGAGCCCGAUAGCGAUCAGGAUGAAGUGGAACGCUCGAGCCGCUCGCGUCAAUCCUCCGCCGCCAAAGCGGGAACGCCUGCGCCACAAGCGAAGAAACCCACUCGCUCGGCCAGCAGUGAUUCGAACUCAUCGAGCGAAUCCUCCAGUGCGUCGCCAGUGCCGAGCUCGCCGGUCCGCACCGAAGAACCCAGACCAAAAGCUUCGAUUCUCAAAAAUGCUGAACCCGCCCGUAACACUGCUUCCCCAGUCGCCAACGCUUCGACGGAACGGAAACCCUUCCAGAGCCGAUUCCUGUCACAAACUCCAACAACACCAACGACGACGACGCCCACAAGCCAGCAAAAAUCCGACAAGAAAGAUGAGUCCGAAAGCAGCAGCGAGGAAGAAACCUCCUCAGAGGAGGAAUCAGAGGAAGAGGAAGAAGAAGAGGAGGAGAAGCCAGCACCUGUGAGGGCAACUCCAACCGUUACUUCUCCACCUAUUCGUCUGGAAUCGCAAAACUCGCCGCUGUUUAGCAGAAUUCAGGCUCGCGAAGCGGCCGCCAUGGAUUCGAAGCGAAACUCCCGCGAGGAAACCCGUGCCAGCGGAUACUCCAGCCCAACUAGCUAUCGCAGCAACUACGAACGGGACGAAAGUCCAAAAUACGGAACAGCUUCGGCGCUUCGUUCACGAACCACUGCCCACGUCGAACCGGAAGAGAACAAAUACGGCAGUUCCGGAUAUACGAGCCGGUUUCUGAACAAAAGCAAGAGUACGGCUGUCGUAGCUCCGGAAGACGAUGCCACCGGUGACGAUUCCGACAGUCGGCUCGGUAGCAAUCGUAGCCGCUUCACUGCCCUGCAGGAUCGCCGUAAUCGGCUGGCCCGCAGCCGUUCGUCGCAUAACUUCGGUAAUGAGGACGAAGACGACGAACCGGUGUCACCGACUACGUCCUCUCCGUCGGCAUAUCUAGCCUCUAGAUAUGGUGCAUCGUCAUCACUCGCCUCCCAACCAGCCGACCUGUCACGUAGCCGCUCAACGCACGCCCUGAAAUCGCGGGAACCUUCGCCGGAUCGUAGUACCGGAACCGACAAGGACGGAGCGGCGCUCAGUUCCUGGGCCCGCUACCUGAAAAAUAAGUACGGCAACCGCAGUGGCAAAGACAGUAAGGAUACACCAUCGUCAUCCCUCUCCACCACUUCAUCAUCGCUAGCAACGCCCUCGACGUCGGCUUCGUCGUCCUCGUCGGCCGCCGCUCGACGACUGAGUCUUGGCCUUCCCCUGCGCCAAACAGACAUCCUCAGCUCCGAUGAUGAUUCAAAAAACGGGGUAGGCUCCCCUACCUCUCCUACGGCGGCAGUAGUCGGUAUACCAGGGGCAGCAGGUAUGUCCCCUAGGACACAGUACCUGCAGAAGCGCCGACAACUGUUCCAGAUAGGAGGUCGGGGGAGCGAACCAGGUUCCUUCACGUGGCCGCGCGGCAUCGCCGUCGGCCCGGACAAUAGUAUCGUGGUAGCGGACUCGUCCAACCACCGCGUCCAGGUGUUCGACUCGAACGGUAUCUUCGUCAAGGAGUUCGGCCAGUAUGGCAACGGAGACGGAGAGUUCGACUGCCUGGCGGGAGUAGCCGUUAACCGCAUCGGCCAGUACAUCAUUGCCGAUAGAUACAACCAUCGUAUUCAAGUGCUGGAUCCGGCCGGACGAUUCCUUCGUUCGUUCGGUACCCAGGGCACAGCAGACGGUAAAUUUAACUAUCCGUGGGGUAUCACCACCGAUGUGCUAGGUUUCAUCUAUGUGUGUGAUAAGGAGAAUCAUCGUAUUCAGGUAUUCCAAUCAGACGGCACAUUCAUCGGCAAGUUCGGUUCUUGCGGAAAGGAUGAAGGUCAACUGGAGCAUCCGCACUACAUUGCCGUUUCCAACACGAACCGUGUUAUCGUAUCCGAUUCCAACAAUCAUCGUAUUCAGAUUUUCGACGUAAACGGCCGCGUGGUAACCACCUUUGGUGGGGAAGGCUCCGACGAGGGUCAAUUCAAAUUCCCAAGAGGCGUCGCCGUCGACGAUCAGGGCUACAUCUGCGUCGCCGAUUCGGGCAAUAACCGGAUUCAAAUUUUCCAUCCGGACGGCAGCUUCCUGCGCGCCUUCGGUUCCUGGGGUUCCGGCGAUGCCGAGUUCAAGGGCUUGGAAGGAGUGGCCAUCAUGUCGAACGGCAACAUUCUGGUGUGCGACCGGGAAAAUCAUCGGGUGCAGGUGUUCUAG
Molecule: messenger RNA, 3930 nt
Organism: Sabethes cyaneus
Lineage: Eukaryota; Metazoa; Arthropoda; Insecta; Diptera; Culicidae
Gene: tn
Product: RING finger protein nhl-1
Exons: 11
Coding region: 1-3930 (1309 amino acids)
Biological process (GO): negative regulation of translation; protein polyubiquitination; proteasome-mediated ubiquitin-dependent protein catabolic process
Molecular function (GO): translation repressor activity; ubiquitin protein ligase activity; protein binding
Source: RefSeq, a predicted model, not a curated record